GAAGUUGAAAGUCACAAUUAAAACUGCUAAAAAAUCUUAUAAGCUCUUGACACUAAGAUUAGCUAAGAUGGCAUCUUGUGAAGUUAAAGAAGACAAGUACCGUACAUAUAUCUAUGGAGAAGCAGAGAAAAACACCAAAUGGAGGUAUGGAGGCCCACCCAACUAUGAUGUUGUGAACAAGCUCUUUGAAGAAGGCAGAACUAAGAUAUGGCCAACAGGGUCACUUGAAGAGAAAGUGCAAAACCUUGUGAAGACAUGGGAAAUGGAGAUGUUCCACAAGACAAACUUUGAGGACUAUAAAACUGUUGACCGUAACAAGUAUACUCUCAGCUUAAAUGGAAGAAAAGCUUUGACUUUAGAAGAGAAGCGUAAGCUUGGGGGAGGCUACAACAGCUUCAUGCAGACUUCCUUACCAGAAAAUUUGCGGUGCUACAACCCGGCAGAAGAAACAGCAGAUUCUUCUCACAUAGCUUUCACAACUGCCUUUCCUCGAGGAUUUGCAGUGGAAGUUCUUCAUGUCUACUCUGGUCCACCAGUGAUUGUUUACAAGUUCCGCCACUGGGGCUAUAUGGAAGGCCCUUUCAAAGGUCAUGCCCCUACUGGAGAAGUCGUUGAACUCUUUGGCAUGUCCAUUUUUGAGCUAGAUGAACAAGAGAAAAUUGUGAAAGUGGAGUUCUUUCUUGAUCGUGGAGAACUACUUGGAGGUCUUUUAAAGGGUUCAACCUCAGAUGGUAGUACCUCUGAAGAUGGAGCUUCAACUUGUCCCUUUAUGAAGAAAACUGGGUAGUGUUUUCAGUCAACUGAAACAAUCUGCUGAAAGGAAAUCAAGCUAUUAAGCUUAUAUUCUGUGUGUGAAAUAAUAAGCCUUGCCACAUAAGGCAAUUAGGCAUACCAAGUACUUCAAUUUCAUCUAUCGAGUUAGACAGUAGCAUUUUAUCUGGGACUCUGUACUUUCCAUCAAUAAAUCAAGUCAGCUACAAUUUAUACAA
Messenger RNA from Humulus lupulus (European hop), 989 nucleotides. Its product is annotated as pathogen-related protein-like. The transcript is spliced from 4 exons. The record is from RefSeq and is a predicted model, not a curated record. Bases 68 to 787 code for a protein of 239 amino acids. Lineage: Eukaryota; Viridiplantae; Streptophyta; Magnoliopsida; Rosales; Cannabaceae.